GUAUGUACUCGACACAAACUCGACACGGCAAGCGUGAACAUCACAGGAGGAUGGAUAGAGUGAGGGUUAUCGCUGCCCUGGCGGCGUCGGCAUCAGUUGCCAACGGCUUCGCAUUCGCACCGUCCGUGCGAUGCGCGGGGAACGUCCGACCUGGUGCGUCAUGGGUUGGAGAGGCACAAUCUGCACGGUCGCGGGUAGCGCCAUGCCGGGUGAUGACGGAGGUGGAUGAGGUGGUUGGGACGGAAACGGAGGGUGACUUGGAUGGGGACGUGUCUUUUGUGGAGCCUCCCAACCGGUUCGACAAGAUCAAGGCGCAGUACAAGGGUGUGACGACCGCCUUAGAUCUGUCGGAGGAGACAGCAGCAUACGAAGACUUCCAGACGCUUCUCACAGACAACAAGGUCAGCUUUGAGAGAGGAGAAAUCGUCAAGGGGACCGUUAUCCAAUUCGAACCAUCGGGGGCUCUGAUUGACAUCGGGGCGAAGGCAACAGCGUACAUGCCCGCGCGCGAGGCGAGCCUGGAUGAAGUGGAGUCGAUGGAGGGGCUUCUGGAACUGGACGAGACGAUGGACGUGAUGAUCAUCUCGGACGAGAAUGAAAUGGGGCAGGUUCAGGUUUCUAUCCGCCGAAUCCAGUACGAGAAGGCGUGGUCGAAGGUGGAAGAUAUGCAGGCUGAGGACGUGGUGUUCGAGGGUCCGAUCAUCGCUGUCAACCGCGGUGGAGCCAUCGUUCUCGUUGAGGGGCUCCGCGGCUUCUUGCCCGGAUCACACAUGUGCGGUGGGCUCCCGACCGAAGAUGCGGUUGGAAAGGUCAUGAAGUACAAGUUCCUUGAGGUUAACGCGGAGAACAGCAAGCUGGUAGUGUCUAAUCGCCGUGCGGUACUGGAGCAGGAGAUGAAGGAGCUCUCUCGCGGAGACGUCGUGGAGGGUCACGUGAAGGCCAUCAAGCCGUACGGAGCUUUCGUGGAGAUCCGUGGCAUGUCUGGGCUGCUGCACAUCUCGCAGAUCUCGUUCGACCGCAUCGAGGACCUCCCAUCCAUCAUGCAGAUGGGCAUGAAGCUCAAGUGCAUGAUCAUCGACCACGACAAGGUGAACGGACGUAUCGCACUCAGCACCAAGACCUUGGAGCCCGAGCCCGGAGACAUGAUCAAGAACCCCCAGAAGGUGUACGACAUGGCCGAGGCGACCGCUGCCAAGUACCACCAGCGAAUGGAGCACGAGCGCAAAGCCCGCGAGGAUGCCGCCAAGAGCAUCGUCAUGGGAUUGGGUGACGGACUCGACUCUUUCGACUCCGAUGUUCUGGCGGGCAUCGCUGACGGGAUCGAAUCCGUGCUUCGCGCCCCUAUCGGGGAAGGCGACAACAGCAGCGAGGCAUAAUGAAGAAGGCGUGUGCAGCAGUGCCUUACAUCCGCAUGGCGGUUCGGUGACUUGUCUUUUUCCAUCAGUGCUGCAGCACAAACGUUUGAUCAAACCCGUGUUUUACUUUUUGUAAGAAGUUCAAGUCUCGAGGCCGUUCACCUAGCCAAGUACAUGAGAUGGUAACCUGUGUUGAAUUUCUUUUGGCUUUUAGAGGUUAUACGCAGUGAACACAUUUUUUGUCGUUGAAAAUAACAGGUAACUUUUCAUGAAGGACAUCGCCGCAAGACCUUGCGCGUGUAUGAUGGGUGUUUGUUUUGUAGCCCCAUUCUAAACGUCAGACCUUGCGGCGUGACAAGGACCAGAAUAAUCUCUGGCGCACAGCAGUGGCGCUCUUUUUCAGUGAUUUGGCCAAGCGGAAGAAACAGUCAGGGCGGGAGCUGGGGGGGCGUGUCUAAGUAAGUGGACGAGCUUGCAACUUCGCCCACCAUGUACCCCAAAUCCAGAACAUUCUCUCAGAUGCUUGUGUGAAGAUGUGGCUUGAGUUGGUGCUGCCUAGAUGCUUUGGAGAACGCGAGUCUUAGUCUUCGCUCGUGCUGCACGCACUUCCUCAACUGGAGCCAACACGAGAGCAGGGUACACGGAAUUGAAAAUAUUGCAAGAAGGAGAAAAUACCAAAGACCCCGCAUCAACCGCAACAAGUACGGUUUUCGACUAGGCCUAUUCUGAAACGCAGAUAUGCGUCAUGUUCCACUUAAUUACUGAAAUAGUUGAAAAAACCUAAACCCUCAUGACGACCUUUCGUGCCACCACGGCUACAGCACACACAACGCCUGCGACGAAAAGUGCUUUGGUCACAGUUGCCUCCCUCUUCACUCCUCGCAAGAUUUCCCCGUACGACAUCUUGUUCCCGCUGAUGGCCAUAAGUGAAGGGGGUGUGAAAACCUUCGGAGCCAAAAGACCAAGGGUCUUGUUGAGGAGAACCGUCAUGAGUAGCUGAGCUGCGAAGGCAGGCCGCAUGGACCUAGCACCCCCCAUCCCUUCUUCGCUCAGUUCGCACACGGCUACGGCAUCCUCGAACCUCCGCUCGUUGUAGGCCUCGAGGACUUUGGGCACGUCGACCGCUUGUCCCACCGCCUUACC
This is a messenger RNA of Ectocarpus siliculosus, 2498 nucleotides long. NCBI's taxonomy places the organism in Eukaryota, Phaeophyceae, Ectocarpales, Ectocarpaceae. The record is from the annotation of a GenBank genome assembly.